Stegodyphus dumicola is the source of this 813-nucleotide messenger RNA. Its product is annotated as protein YIPF6. Gene Ontology annotation, cellular component: trans-Golgi network; membrane. Gene Ontology annotation, biological process: endoplasmic reticulum to Golgi vesicle-mediated transport. Lineage: Eukaryota; Metazoa; Arthropoda; Arachnida; Araneae; Eresidae. The record is from RefSeq and is a predicted model, not a curated record.
AAAUAUGAACGAUGAUUUGUAAACGUCAUUUCAGUGGAAAACGAAAUAUAUUUGUUAAUGUUAUGUGCUUAAUUAGUUAAUUAUGGAAUCUCCUGACUCUCUUGCAUAUCAGAAAAGCGAUGAUACCAGUCUGGAAGGAGAUAUUUCUGGCAGUCCAACAGGUCAAGACAAUGCGGAAUAUCACACCUUAGAUGAACCUGUUAAAGAGACAAUACUGCGAGAUCUAAAAGCUGUGGGCACGAAAUUCUAUCAUGUUUUAUAUCCUAAGCAGAAGAAAGCUCUGCUGAAAGAUUGGGAUUUAUGGGGACCUCUUAUUCUCUGCGUAUUUCUCGCUGCUGCGUUACAAGAUGAAAGUAAGAACAACGAAAAUGACAGUGGAUUGCAGUUCGCCGAGAUAUUUUUUAUUGUAUGGGUCGGCGCAAUUGUUGUUACUAUAAACUCCAAACUUUUAGGUGGAAAUAUAUCUUUCUUCCAAAGUGUGUGUGUCUUGGGUUACUGCUUGCUUGCACCUUGUAUGGCUUUAUUAUUUUGUUUAUUCCUCGAUGUUCUCUUCAGUCAGACCCUAGCACUUUUCAUAUUUAAAUUUAUUAUAGCUGCUGCAGGAUUUGUGUGGGCUCUUAUCGGAGCUACUGUGUUUUUGGGUGACAGUCAACCACCAAGAAGGAAAGCUCUUGCUGUAUAUCCAAUAUUUCUGUUUUAUUUUGUUGUCAGCUGGAUGAUUAUAUCUCGCUCGUAAAUGUUUUAUUGUGUAUUGAAGAUAUAUUAUUCUUAUUAAUAUGCUAUAGAAAUUACUAAUAAAACUUCAAUUUUUAA